AUGAAUGACAGCCAAGAACUGGCUGCGCUACGUGUCAAUGCGAAUAAUUUGAGCCGCUGCCUGGAUGCGCUUCGAGAGCGAAUCGAGAACCUAGAGAAAAAGCCGCGCUCAGGGACCUUUAACGAGACGGCCGCCAAUGAUGAAGAACUUUCUAUGAAGAACGAACAUGCUGAUCCCCAGGAUUCAGUGAACAUGGACGGUCCGAGAACUGGGUUGAAGAAAAGUGACGUCAUUACGGAAACGGCGCUCAAAACUAAAUCCGUCCAAGCGCUCUCACUCGACUCACUGCCAAGUUUUCCAACGAUUAGCAACGGCAGGAUACUUAGCCCAGGUUAUCAAUCCCGAGCGGUGAACAUUGACGCCAGACAGCUAAACCAGGUUGAAGUCGAGACAAUCUCAAGACAGUUGGUUGUGACACGUGUGAACGCCUUGGCAACUCAUGAUAUCCAUCCUGGCGAUACCAUAACUCAUGUGAACGGAAAACCUGCCGUUAAUCAAGAAACAAUUUCGAAUCUAAGUGGACGUGUAACUCUAACGCUCGUGCCAGCCGCGAUCCAUAGUGCUCCUUCAGUCUUCUAUCGUGUAAAUGCUGACUACAGCUCGGAUUUGGAUGAUUCACGAAUCUGCCGCUGGCUAUCUAUCGACGUCAAGAAAGGGGAUGUCGUCCAAGUUAUGAGCCAGGAUGAUAAUUGGUUUCAGGCUCGAAAAGUCAAUGACUUGUCUCGAGUAGGUUACCUUCCAGCGACGUUAUUCAAAGAAAAGGUAGCUAUGCUUUCUCCGUAUGGUCGCAGAGUGCUCGUGCUGCUUGGUGCUGUAGGCGUCGGCCGGAGAACGUUGAAAUCCAUGUUGCUUCGUUCUUCUCCACAAUAUUUUGCUACUGCCGUGCCUCAGACCUCGAGGCAAGCUCGACCCGGCGAGCAAGAAGGCCGUGACUAUCAUUUCGUUACUAAAGCGGAAAUGCUGCAAAAAAUUCGAGGAGGUGAAAUGAUUGAAUGGGGAGAAUUGAACGGCAGACUCUAUGGUACAUACGCAGACGACGUGCGAUCUGUUGUACGAAGUGGACGAGUGUGUGUGCUCGAUUGCGCACCACAAGCGCUUUCAUAUCUCUAUAAUUCGGAGUUUAUGCCUUUUGUUGUACAUGUUAUCCCACCGCCACUGGAGGAGUUUUUACAGCUGGAAAAUCUUCGACAUCAAAGACGACCAGUGGAUCAAUUGAGCAACGUAUGCCUACUUUUAUCAAUACUACUUUUUAUAGGGCAUCAAAUUCAUCUUACUUUAAUGAAUCGAAAUAUGGAUGUUACAUUUAAAAGGUAA
Messenger RNA from Angiostrongylus costaricensis, 1314 nucleotides. The record is from the annotation of a GenBank genome assembly. NCBI's taxonomy places the organism in Eukaryota, Metazoa, Nematoda, Chromadorea, Rhabditida, Metastrongylidae.